AUGAACCAGCUUCGUCUGGAGGCCGACGAGGCCGCUGGCAAGGUCGAGGAGCUUCAGACCAAGGUCAAGGUCCUCGAGCAGGAGAACCUGUCCAAGGAGCAAGAGAUCACCUCCCUGCAGCACAAGAACAACCUCCUCGAGGGUGAGGUCGAGAAGCUCGAGAACACCGUCAAGGACUUCAAGAAGGCCGCCGACGAGGGACAGCAGCACGGAACUCAGAACGAGACCCUUCAGCGAAGGCUGCAGCUCCUCGAGGAGGAGGCUGAGGAUGCCGACAAGACUCUUCGUGAGGCCAACGAGAAGCUCCGACAGACCGAUGUCAAGGCUGGACACUUCGAGCGCAAGGUGCAAGCUCUUGAGAGCGAGCGUGACCAGUGGGAGACUAAGUACGAGGAGAUGUCGCAGAAGUACACUUCUCUUCAGAAGGAGUUGGAGGAGCUCCAGGCCGAGAUUGGCAACAUCUAA
Messenger RNA from Fusarium pseudograminearum CS3096, 465 nucleotides. RefSeq lists its product as uncharacterized. Lineage: Eukaryota; Fungi; Ascomycota; Sordariomycetes; Hypocreales; Nectriaceae. The transcript has 2 exons. The record is from RefSeq and is a predicted model, not a curated record. The coding region runs from base 1 to 465 and encodes 154 amino acids.